Asparagus officinalis (garden asparagus) is the source of this 579-nucleotide messenger RNA. RefSeq lists its product as uncharacterized. NCBI's taxonomy places the organism in Eukaryota, Viridiplantae, Streptophyta, Magnoliopsida, Asparagales, Asparagaceae. Bases 1 to 579 code for a protein of 192 amino acids. The transcript has a single exon. The record is from RefSeq and is a predicted model, not a curated record.
AUGAUUAUGAAUAAUGUUGAGGAGGGUCUUCUAUCAUCUCUUGGUCUUAGAGAACCUCUCAAUCAAUUGAGGAUCUUACAGUUUGUGGAUGACACACUACUAUUUGUCAAAAGUGCUUCAAGGGAUAUUUCUACUCUCAAAACUAUUCUUUACCUUUUUGAAGACAUGUCUGGUCUGAGUAUUAACUACUCAAAAUCAUCUAUCAUAUAUUUUGGUAAAAUGCAUCUUAAGGCUCAGACCCUAGCAUCUUCUUUAGAUUGCAAGGUUGAUCACUUACCAAUCAAGUACCUUGGCCUACCUCUUAAAUAUGGGAAACUAUCAAAAUCUGAUUGGCAACCUCUUAUGGAUAAUCUCUACAGGAAGCUGGCUACUUGGAAAACAAAUUCUUUAUCUUUUGGAGGGAGAUUGAUUCUCCUAAAUUCAGUGCUCACCUCUAUUCCUCUAUAUUAUAUGUCCUUUUACAAGCUACCUAAGUGGCUGAUUAAGGAAAUUGAUAAAGUCAGAAAAAAUUUCUUAUGGACAGGCAAAGCAGAUGCCAAUUCUUUCAAAUGCUUAGUGAAUUGGAAAAUGUAUGUUUAA